Lampris incognitus (smalleye Pacific opah) is the source of this 2133-nucleotide messenger RNA. It is a transcript of the gene plekhf1, whose product is annotated as pleckstrin homology domain containing, family F (with FYVE domain) member 1. The record is from RefSeq and is a predicted model, not a curated record. Lineage: Eukaryota; Metazoa; Chordata; Actinopteri; Lampriformes; Lampridae. Gene Ontology annotation, molecular function: phosphatidylinositol binding; metal ion binding.
AGGAAGACAUUCGGAGGCUAUAUGUCCUCUGAUGCAGAUAACAGUGGAGUCAGACAGUUGCUUCAGAGGCACAGAAGAGCAAUAAACCAGCUCAGCAAACUACUGCAGAGGAGCCAAGUCACUGUCUGUUACUCUAGUCCUGUUUAUAUCCGUGACAGUACCCAGGGCUCCAUGAUGGAUCAGCUGUUGUUAUUCCAGGAGAAUUUUGAGCGAGUUCAGGCAGUGGAGUAUUCUUUUGGCCCGUCAGGGAAACCUCUCGCCCAGCCAGAUCGGAUUCUGGUUGGAGAGGGCCGUCUGAUGAAGCUGAGUCGUCGGGGGCCACAGCCCAAAGUCUUCUUCCUUUUCAAUGAUGUGCUCGUAUACGGCGGUAUCAUCCUUCAUGGUCGCUGGUACAAAAACCAACAGAUCAUCCCUCUAGAGGAUAUCCAGCUGAAGAAUUUAGAGGAUGGCCAACAAAUUAAAAACCAAUGGUUGAUCCGCACGCCACGUAAGUCAUUCUUUGUGGCAGCAGCCUCGUCUGAGGAGAAGCUGGCCUGGAUGGAGCACAUCCUGGACUGCCGCUCCAGACUGCUCCAGAGCACUGGUCUCCAACCCGGGUCCAGCUUUGCUGUUAGAUGGAUCCCUGACCAGGCCUCUGCCAUAUGCAUGUGCUGCUCCAGCAGGUUCAGUGUGACCCACCGUCGACACCACUGCCGAAGAUGUGGCUUCGUAGUCUGUGGUUCAUGCUCAAAGCCACGGGCACUAAUACGCCACAUCCACCCCACAAAGCCUGUGAGGGUGUGCAAGCUGUGUUACCAAAGUCUUCUCAAGGAAAAAAUUGAAACCCAAGAGAGCUCACGACUGAGGGAGAACAGCGAUGAGAAGAUCUACCCAGACGAAGAUGACACAGCUGUCCAUGACGAUGAAGCAUCCAGUGAUGACGAGGACAGCGAGGACCUGAUAGAGGCCCACACUUCAGAGUGGCUGGGCUCCCAGCUUGACUCCUGCAGGAGUCAACUUAACGGAAGCCAGAGCACAAGAGGACCAAUAAAGCACAACUUCUCCCAGAAGAGGGGUAAAGCUUAACCCAGAACUAGCAAAUGAUCUUGAACAUUACUGGAAAGGUCAUCACUGGCUUAGAACCCAAACAACCUGUCACUACUUUCUUUCUUGUCACUGCUGUACACUGUAAUUUCCAUAGGAUGGAUCCAACAUACCGGGACAGUUUGGCACUUUCUCUUGCCCCCAUCCCCACACCUUCUGUUGCGUUGGAAAAGUAGCACUCAACCAAUAGUACUGGACUGCUCAAGCUGCUUAUUUACCAUGUUAACUGCUGCUGAUAAGAACAACUUUAAUCACAUCACAAACACACUACCUUCAGAAUCAUUGGUAUUCUCCACAUAUUUUGUUUGCAUGUCCCACUGUGGGUCAUGUGCGUAUGUAUGUAGUAUAUAGUAGUGCCUAUAUACCGAUGUGUGAUUGUGUAUUCUAUAUAUAUAUCCCACGACCCUGAGAGCAGGAUAAACGGUUCAGAUAAUACUCAGGCAACAAAUGUAUGUGUAUGAGACAAAGAAUCUAUCAAAGCUAAGGCAGAUGAUGUACACGGUGGUUUUAAUUAGAUCAGAAUCGUGUGGUAGAUCGAAUGAGAAAAAGCCACAAAUGGGCUGCAUUGUUUUGAAUAAAAUGCUUUAUUUUUUAUUUUAAUUCAAAACUGUCAUUACAGCAUUUCUUUCAGAAGUACUUGUAGAAGCCCUGAAAUUAUUAUUAUUAUUAUUAUCAUUAUUAUUAUUAUUAUUUUAUUUUGAUAUACAUUUUACAAUGGGCCUUUAUUUUCUCAUAUGAGGUUUAAAUAUCUACUAUAUGUUGUUGGGAAAUCUUAGGAGUAGUGUAUCCGUCACGAUCCUUUAUCUAAAGCAUGGCCAUAUUUGCUGUUUAUUUGAUUUAGGUCUGUUGUAUGAACAAAGUUCUUUAUGUGUAAGUUGUUGUUUACAUGAGUAGAAGUAUUUGCACUUUAUAUCUUAUUGAGAAAAUAUUUUUGAUUCCAAAAUUGUACAAUGAGCUACCCUACAAGAAACCAUACUUUACAUAUCAAAACUUGACUCACUUCAACUCUCAAUGGUUCAUGAAACUAUGUAUGAACAAUCAAUAAAAGAG